AUGGCCACCGUGACUUCUCGGGACUACCUCGUAGAACUGAACAACUACUGCCGGUCUCAUAGCCUGGUACCAGUCUGGUCUACGAGCGAGCCUGAGCCUGCGAUCGGCCCUUUUCGUAAAGCCGAACAUACUGUCGACUUGAUAAUAUCUGGCGAGAUAGUUGCCUCUGGGACUGGUACCACCAGGAAUAAAGCAAAGCAAGCCGCGGCUUACAAUUAUUUGAGCACGCCAGUACAUGGAUCAUGA
Molecule: messenger RNA, 246 nt
Organism: Stereum hirsutum FP-91666 SS1
Lineage: Eukaryota; Fungi; Basidiomycota; Agaricomycetes; Russulales; Stereaceae
Exons: 3
Coding region: 1-246 (81 amino acids)
Source: RefSeq, a predicted model, not a curated record